AUGCAAGUGAAAGCUUUUGCAGCCGGGCUUUCGUCGGCGCCCAAAUUUACUGCUACCGGCGCAGGGCUUCUUUUCAAACUCUUUCGUCAAUCAAUAUCUUUAAACACAAAGCAAGCCGCCAAUGCUGCCAUCUCGCUUGCCCCGUAUUUUACCAGUAACCGUAGUGCGAGAAAGGCCAUCCAGGCAAAUAUCGCGGAUGAUUUCACAAAUCGCAUAAUUGCUGAGAGCACGAAUAGUCUAGAUAUACACGAUCACCCAAGGGCAAGGAAGGUUUUUCCAAGUUCGAGGAAAUGGAAAAAGAAUCCCAUGCAACAUAUCAGCAGCAGUGCAGCAAGUGCCUCUGGCGCCAUGCACCCAGCAGUCCUAGGCUUCGGCACCACGAAGAGAGUUGCAUUGGACGAUGCGAUCGAUGUGAGGAGCACAACCUACCUUGUAGAGUCUUUAGCCAACGAAGCGAAACAGAUCCAGAUCCAACUGGAAAUACAGACCGUAUCUUCUGUUUGCAGUCCAAUGAGAAACGUGUCCGGAUGCCAAUGUAGGAGUUGA
Molecule: messenger RNA, 546 nt
Organism: Letharia columbiana
Lineage: Eukaryota; Fungi; Ascomycota; Lecanoromycetes; Lecanorales; Parmeliaceae
Exons: 3
Coding region: 1-546 (181 amino acids)
Source: RefSeq, a predicted model, not a curated record